UCUCUACUAGCACGCUUUUCGAAUACUGUACCGACUUCACUAAAAAGAUCGUCUUAUCUAGAACAAUGUUAGGACUCUGGUGUGCUGCUAUUGUUAUUCUUCUUGUUUUUCUUUAUCAGCGAUUGUCGAGUCCCAUUUCUAAACUCCCUGGCCCUUGGUAUACCAAGUUGACAAGUCUGGUUAUCAAGUACCAUGAGUUCUCGGCUAGCCGUCGUGUAUUUAUCCAUCAGCUGCACAAACAGUAUGGCACUAUUGUGCGGAUAGCACCCAACGAGGUCUCCUUUGCAUCUUUGGAUGCCAUUCGAGAGAUUUACGCGUCAGGCGGCAGUGGCUAUGAUAAGACGGAAUUAUAUGACCUCUUUCGACAGUUUGGGAUCAAGACCAUGUUCUCUACACUCGACAAGCAGACGCACAAUGAGCGAAAGCGACAAUUAGCCGAUCGAUAUGCCAUGUCCAAUAUUCUGCGAGAACAUCAUGUGUCGGCGAUCCGAGAUAGCGCUAAAGCGUUCGUAUCCAAGUGUGCAGCUGUGGCGAAGGGUGUGGAUGUCUAUGUCUAUCUACACUGCUACGCACUUGACUGCGUAACACACUUCAUGUUCAGUCCUAGCGGACUGAAAUCUCUCACCGAUGAAAAUGACUUUGAGCUGAUGGAGGAAAUGACGUACCAUAACAGCUUACAGAAAAACCUACUUCCUUACUACCUGCCACAUCUCGCUCCAUACUUCCCUUCUUGGCUGCGACCCCGUCGGGCCCCUAAAUCCAACGCAUACGUCCAUAGAGUCACGGCCCAGACAAGUCCAGACGGAUACAGUCUCCUUGCUCGUCUCUUGAGAAAGGAUUCGUCCAUAACCAGAUCACAAGCAGCAGCAGAAUGCAAAGACCACAUGGCGGCAGGAAUCGACACAACAGGCGAUGGCUUGUGCUUUUUGAUGUGGGAGUUGUCGCAACCGCACAACUUUCGAUUUCAAGACCGCCUUUAUGAGGAGCUUCGCUCAGCACCAGAAGGUACGCACAUUGAUCGAUUACCGUACCUUGAUGCUGUAAUCAAGGAGGCCUUGCGCUGUGCACCGCCAAUCCCAAUGUCAUUCCCUCGUUAUGUGCCAAGCGGUGGUAGAACAAUUGACGGGACCUUCAUCCCCGAGGGAAUCAUCGUCAGCUGCCAGCCGUACACCGUGCAUCGCCUCGACACAAAGGUUUUUCCGGAUCCAGAUACUUUCAAUCCGGAUCGUUGGAUGGAGGAAGAUGGCAUCAACGAGCGCAACCGACUGUUCUUCGCCUUUAGCACCGGAGGGAGAGGGUGCACUGGAAGAAACCUGGCGACUGUCGAGAUGAAGAUCCUCCUCCAAGAAGUUUACUCCCGGUUCCAGACGACAGUGGCUCCGGACAUGACUAGCUCCAUGGAGAUUGACGACCAAAUCAUCUCGUCUCGACCAAAGGGGCAGACGUGCAAGCUUAUAUUUACUCCUCCCAUUCAGGCCCUUCUUCUACUUUCUCCCAACAUUCCCGUAGCUACCUCCUCACCAUCUCCCCCAGAACUAUCAUUCCUAUACACGGCCUACGUCGAAUGCGAAUCAAGUCUCAUGAGCUCUCCUGGUCCUCACGGUGUGCGACGUACAAUUCCAAUCGUGGGUGGAAACUUCACUGGUCCUAAUCUAUCCGGCAAGAUCCUCGACGUCGGCGCCGACUGGGGCUUAGUCGAUCCCCAAACCGGCAUCUUCAGCGCAGACACCCGAUACAACUUCCGGACCGAUGAUGGAGAGAAUAUUUUCCUUCAGACAUCUGGGCCGAAGUCGCCCAGUGGACAGCUACAUCUUCGACUGGUUUUUGAGACGGGUAGUCGGAAGUAUUACUGGUUGAAUAAUGUUGUUGCGAUCGGUAUUCUUACCAAUGUGGCCGAGACGGCUAAUACUAGUCUGCUCAGGAUUGAUGCUUGGAAUAUGGCUACGGAUCGGAAUUCGACGAGUUUUGUGAAUCCAACUACUACUACUACUACUGACUGAGAAUGCCUGGAUAUGUCG
Messenger RNA from Aspergillus neoniger CBS 115656, 2018 nucleotides. RefSeq names its product cytochrome P450. Bases 66 to 2000 code for a protein of 644 amino acids. The transcript is spliced from 10 exons. The record is from RefSeq and is a predicted model, not a curated record. Lineage: Eukaryota; Fungi; Ascomycota; Eurotiomycetes; Eurotiales; Aspergillaceae. Gene Ontology annotation, molecular function: heme binding; oxidoreductase activity, acting on paired donors, with incorporation or reduction of molecular oxygen; monooxygenase activity.